AUGAUUGAAGUUUCUCUUGGAUCUCAUUAUCUAGCCAGUUCAGCACUAUAUAAACAUGACAAUGCAUUUUCAUUUAUAAUAAAUGGUAAAGAGUUUGCAACAACAAAGCAUCAUGCGAUUUGUUUAUCAAAUAAAGUGAAAGAUUUAUUUUUCCAAGAUAAUACUAUAAAUAAUCUUUCAAUAAUUGUUGAGCAUGUAUCAGAAGAAGUCUGUGAAAUCUUUAAUGCUUUAAUUCUUAAAGGAUUAUAUUCAGGAGAAAUAUCAAUUAACGAAAGUCAGGAAUUAUUCUUUAUUGGUCGGGAAAUAGAAAAUUACGAACUAGUUAAGCAGUAUUCUUAUUAUUUUGAUAAGAUAGAAAUGUCUCUUUCAAACUUUAAUGAAUUUCUCGAUUAUUCUAAGCUAAUUAACGAUUACUCCAAAUGCAUUAAGUUCAUAUGUACUAAUUUUGACAUAAUCGACACAAAUACACUCAUUAAUAUCCUAGAUAAUUUGGGAUAUGAUUUGAUUGAACAAAUUAUGACAAAUGAUGAAUUCAUAUUGAUGAGUGAAAAUAAAAUUGUAGAAGUAAUAAUAGGAUUAUGCGAAAAAUCUAGCAAAUACAAACGACUUUUAAAAUAUAUUCAACUUCAAUUUUGUACUGUUGAAGGAGUUCAAACUGUUUUUGAUUACUAUGAUAAAACUGUAUGUUGUGAGGAAUGCAAAUUAUUCAUGGACUGCUUUAGAAAAAGAUUAUUAACUGAAACUAAAUUUGGUUGUACUAAAAGAAUCCAAAUUUUAGAUGAUGAUCUUAAACUCAAAGUUGAAAAACUUUUUUCAAUGCCAAAAUCUCCAAAAUUAUUUGAUGAAAUCUAUCAAACUUUACGCUCGUUAAUUAACAAUGAUAAACUUCUUCAAUAUGCUAUUAUUAGUGGUUACAAUGAUGUCAGGGCAGAAAAUAAUGGUGCAACAGUGCUUAUGAGGUCCGCAAUAAUAAAUGAUUUCGAAUUUUUCAAAAAGUUGCAUGAACUUGGAGGUGACAUACAGGUACUUGAUGAUUAUAAUCAUAAUGCUUUGCAUUGGUUCGUUCAUAAUGGAAAUUUAGAAGCUGUGCAGUAUUGUAUUCAAUAUCUUGAUGUUAAUGCACAAAACAAAUAUCUGGAAACUCCACUGCACAGUGCAUGCCAGUAUAACAGAACAGAAAUUGUAAAAAUUUUGUGUUCUUUGCCUAAUAUUAAAUUUAAUCUCAAAAAUAAUAGAAAUGUAACACCUCUCGAGAACACCAAGAGCCCAGAAAUCUAUAAUAUUCUAGUUGCUCAUGGAGCACAAAAAUAA
Messenger RNA from Trichomonas vaginalis G3, 1311 nucleotides. RefSeq names its product protein ubiquitination. The record is from RefSeq and is a predicted model, not a curated record. Gene Ontology annotation, molecular function: protein binding. Bases 1 to 1311 code for a protein of 436 amino acids. Lineage: Eukaryota; Parabasalia; Trichomonadida; Trichomonadidae. The transcript has a single exon.